Chelonus insularis is the source of this 10347-nucleotide messenger RNA. RefSeq names its product agrin-like. The transcript has 26 exons. The coding region runs from base 534 to 7547 and encodes 2337 amino acids. NCBI's taxonomy places the organism in Eukaryota, Metazoa, Arthropoda, Insecta, Hymenoptera, Braconidae. Gene Ontology annotation, biological process: cell differentiation; regulation of BMP signaling pathway; multicellular organism development. The record is from RefSeq and is a predicted model, not a curated record. Gene Ontology annotation, molecular function: protein binding; calcium ion binding.
UUUUAUAAAGAAAAAUUUUCUUUUAUUAGAGUGUGAUAUUGUUAGUAAUCACUUCUAAUUUCACGUUAAUCGUAAUCGGUAAUAGGACCUUAUAAUCUGUGCGAUUCAAAUGCCCGAAAGUUGAACGAAAAUUCCAAUGUGAUCACGUCGAACGGAAACGAAAGAUUAGCAGGAUAAUAGCUUGGCCAAUUGAGAAUGCAGGAGUUCAAAGACUUUGAUCGAUAAUUAGUUGUUUGAAAAAGUUAUAAUAGUAGAAUAAAUUAACGAAAUUGAAUAAAUGUGAUGAAUUAUAUGGUUUCAAUAUCAAAACAGUGAAUGGAUAAAAGACGUACCAGAAUCCCGUCUGCUAAUGCACGUAAUGGACUAACACAAUUUCCUGCCGACGUCAGUAACAAUGAAGUAUAGAAAAAAUGUUGGAACCUCUGAAUGACCAGAACGAUUGAUUGCUUUAUGUUGGCAAUUCGGAAUUCAGAAUUAAUUGUAUUCAUCUAUGGAUUGGUUCAUUUGUCUCACGACCAUGUUAAUGACUGAAAAUGCAAAGAACAAGCAAUGGAUUGAAGUUGGAUUUAACAGAGAAUACUCCAGGUAGCUCAUCUUCGCGGUUGCCUAAUCUGGUAGAACAUGUGGAAAAUUAUAACCAGACAAUUACCGGCUUAGCCGGCGAAAAUUUGAAUAGCAAAUUGCCAAACGUCGUUGAAGGCUCCAUGGACUAUGGUAGCGAGCGAAGGUCCUCCCGUUACCUGGAUUAUGAGUCAAAGUGCUUCCAAGAUGGCCAGGCGUCAGGGAGUUACAUCGAUAGUGGUGGAGGUGGUGGUGGUGUUGUUAUGAACACCAAGAAUGUUGACUACGGUGACAAUACUUUUUUAGCACGUAGCUAUGAUAGAAAGUUGCCUGGUGGAGGCUAUGAUACAGAAGAUAGAUAUGACAGUCGAAUUUAUCAGGAAGAAAGUUUACGGUAUGAUAGACGAGUAGAACGAACCUAUCAAGAAUCAGACUUGGAUGCACCUUAUGAUAGAAGCGACACUGCAAAACUUCGAAGUUACAACCAAGAUCUUCAAGACUCUAGUAGACGUUAUUCUCGUGAUCUAACCGAUUACGAAUAUGCUUCAAGGUAUGCUGAAGAAACUCUGAAGCUUGAACCAAAGAAAGAUCAUCGACAUCAUCCAUCCAAAAUUUAUGAACCAAUUAGUCAAGUUUAUGAUAAUUUAGCGAAAGGUGGAUAUGAAUCAGGUGUAAAAACGCGUGAAUCAUCAUACGAAUUAAGUGCUUGUGCUAAUCCAGAUAUUGGAAGAUCAAAGUACGAGAGUAAAUAUGCUCCUACCGCCAAGGUCUAUGGUACACUGCCAAGAUACGAGUCAUCCGGCAAAAUUUAUGAUACAUAUGACACAGCUGGUCGACCUUAUGAUUCCAAAUAUGAUGAUACAAACUAUGACUCAGGAAUCAAAGGGUUUCAAAGUUCAACUUCUAAAUAUGAACUUAGCACUUCGAAAAGUUAUAUUCAGGAAAGAUCAAAGUAUGAACCUGUCGCUAGAUAUCAAGAUACCUCAACUAAGGCGUAUGAUCAGACGUUAAAGAUAAGUGAACUUGGAUCUGCUUCAAAUGCGUAUCACAGAAAGCAAAAUCCGGAAUCUACUGUGACAAAAGCACCGGAAAAAACCAAUGGAUAUCGGAAAAAUAACUUUGAAGCAUAUGGAGUUUACUCUGAUCCUGAGGAUGAUCAUGGCUUUUUACCAGAAAAGAAAACACCACAAUAUUCUUAUAAAGGUGUUGUAGUAAACGCUACUGGAGAGUCAGCCGUUGUAGAUCAGAAAAGGACCAAAGAAACAGAACAGACACAAGUUCCUACUAGUCCUUGGUGUAGACCAACUAUUCUACUUCUUCUUCUCGUUCUUCUCAUAGUUAGUUUUGUUUUCAUAGCUGGAAUCCUGCUCUAUUUUAAUUAUAUGUCCUAUAAACCACGACAUCCGGUACUUGAGGGUAAGGAUCAUAAUUUCGCCAGUAAUAAUGCGGAACCUUGUGAAAAAACAUACUGUGCUUGGGGUGCAACGUGUAUCGUUUCCGAAACAGGAAGUGCAGUUUGCCAGUGCCCUUUCAAUUGUCCGAAGAACCGUGAACCCGUAUGUGGUACCGAUGACGUAACAUACGAGAAUCAGUGCCAGCUGCGGCAAGCAAGUUGCAACGAUCGAAAGAACACGAGAGUCAAGCAUCAAGGUGAAUGUGAAAUCAAGGAUCCUUGUCGAGACCUCAAUUGCUCAGUUGGCUCUCAAUGUAUAAGAAGCAGCGAUGGAACAGGGGCAAAAUGUGAGUGUCUGAAGAGCUGUCCAAACCUCGGUGACCACGAAGGAUCAGGACCAGUGUGUGGUUCUGAUGGAGUUGAUUACCCGAGUGUAUGUGAGCUAAACGCGUCUGCUUGUGCUAGAAAUUCUAAUGUCACGGUGGCUUUUCGUGGAAAAUGCGAUCCUUGUAGUACUGUGGAGUGUUCGGAACCAGAGGUUUGUCAACUGGACGCACUACGACAACCAGCUUGUCAUUGUGGCGAACAAUGUGGCCUAGAAUUCUCUCCAGUAUGUGGUAGCAACGGCAAGACCUAUUCCAAUGAGUGCAGCCUCAGACAGGAAGCUUGCAGAUCUAGAUUACCACUUAGGAAAAUCUACGACGGUGCCUGUAGUUCUGGUACUAAUCCCUGCAACGGUGCCCGAUGUAGUGAACUUGAACAAUGUGCUAUCGAUCGUUACGGUAUUGCAAAUUGUGAAUGCGGGCCUGAAUGUGAGCCAAUAAUGAAGCCAGUCUGUGCUAGAGGCGGAACAACAUACAGGUCUCUUUGUGAACUCAAAAGACAGGCUUGCUUAACUAAGAGUAACAUUGAGGUUGCUUAUACUGGAAUAUGUGGUUCUCAAGGACCUUGCUCUGAAAAGAUUUGUCAAUGGGGAGCUAUCUGCGCUGUAAAUGGAGACACUGCUACCUGUGAGUGUCCUACAUGCUCGGUAGAAUUCAAUCCAGUCUGUGGUGACGAUGGGAUCAGCUACGGAAACGAGUGCAAACUGAGAUUGGAAGCUUGUCAGCACCACCGGGAUAUCAAAGUGCUCUAUCAGGGGCUCUGCAAUGGCUGUGAAAACAAAAAAUGUGAAUACUAUGGAAAAUGCGAAAGCGACAGCUCCGGUGAAGCCAGAUGCGUCUGUCCAACCAACUGUGGAGAUUCGGAAAAAGAGAGCAAUUCUGUAAAUAAAGUGUGUGGAACUGAUGGAGUAACUUAUGCCAACGAAUGUGCACUCAAAAAAGCCUCAUGUACUGCUCAGACUCUUAUAGAAGUAGCAUUUGUAGGGGAUUGCAAAUUAUGCACCGAUAUCAAGUGUGACAAUGGUGCAUACUGUGCAGCAGGAGAGUGCGUUUGCCCAAAAAGUUGUCCCGAACCAAAAGGAGAACCAGUAUGUGGCACUGACGCAAAAACUUAUCCUUCAGAAUGCGAAUUACAGCGAACAGCUUGCGAUAGAGACAAGACAAAACUUCCACCUCUUCAUGUUGCAUUUCACGGUGAAUGCGGUGAGAAAUUCGCCGUCGCUGCUCUGACAACCAUGUCUACAGCGUCGGUAACUCGACUGUCAACUACAGUUACCGAAGUCACAAGCACUCAAGAACGCGAAGCUUGUAAAGAUAUCCACUGUGAUUUUGAAGCAACUUGUGAGCUUGGACCUGAUAAGUUUCCUAGAUGUAGUUGUAAGUUUGACUGUGCUUCAAUUUCACCAGAAAACAUGACACCAGUAUGUGGCAGUGAUCUCAAAACUUAUCCAUCAAUUUGUGCUAUGAAAAUGGAAGCUUGUCAGCGCCAGCAAGAAUUACGAUUGAGACCAUUAGAUCUCUGUCAAGGUAUGGAAGUGAAGCCAUGCAAUGGUGAUCCACCUCUAGUGGAUGAAGAAAACAAAGAAUACGAUUGUGGAAAUGGACCGAAUAGACGAGACUGUCCAAGUAAUAGCUACUGUCAUCAAACUACACGAUUUGCUCGUUGUUGUAAAAAAGAACAAGGUAUCCAAGUUGCUAAUUGCAUGGAUUCAUGGCACGGCUGCUGUCCGGAUGGUAAGACUGCAGCAAGAGGACCCGAUGGGGCUGGUUGUCCUAGCAGUUGUAAUUGCAACAAGUUGGGUAGUGUUUCCGAUACUUGCAAUCCUGAAACUGGUCAAUGCGAGUGUAAACCAGGUGUUGGUGGCCUUAAAUGUGAUCGGUGCAUGCCGGGCUACUGGGGUCUACCGAAAAUUAGCGAAGGCCAUCCGGGUUGUAUACCUUGUGGGUGUUCCCUUUUUGGAUCCGUUCGGGAUGAUUGUGAACAAAUGACUGGUCGUUGUGUCUGCAAGCCAGAAAUACAAGGACAAAAAUGUACUAUUUGCACGGAUCACAAUAAAGUCCUUUUACGAACGGGCUGUCAUCCAGUGGAUGAAAGCCCAAUAGUUCCAAAAAGUUGCAACGAAUUGGAGUGUUAUUCUGGUGGUCACUGUUCAGAAACAGGUAGCCUACAUUGCGUUUGUCCGUCAACUUGUCCAGCCGAUUUACCUGUAGUACCUGUUUGUGGUAGUGACGGACAGACCUACGAUAAUGAGUGCGAAUUACGUCUUUAUGCCUGUCGUCACCAGGCAGACGUAGUAACACAGGCUUUUGGACACUGCAGAGACUAUCCCACAUUGAACACGGAUUCUCCGGUGAAGAGAUUUACAGCUGUCCAGUACACUCAGCCAGCGGCAGCUAUUUCACCAUUGUCCAAGUCCACGAGGCACCUUCUUGGUCCAGAGCCAGAUCCACGCUAUUAUUACACUCAUCGUGCUCAGCAAGAAACCAUUACCAUUGACCGUGACAAUCUUAAACACGGAGUGGCAGCAGCAUCAAGGCCCACUCCAGCUACAAUUCGAGUUGUAACAGCUCUUCUCGGAGAUCUCUGUACAGAUGAUAGAGAUUGUACGAUUCCAAAUAGCGAAUGUGUCAGUGGAGGAUGUAUUUGCGCAAAUGGAUUUGCUGAAACGAGUGAUCGACAGGAGUGCUUCGCGAAUUAUAUUUCUGUUACGCCGGCAGAAGAGCUACGAGUCUGUCAAUCAAAUCCAUGUCACACAUCAGCAACAUGUAUUGAUUUACCAAGUUCAACGUUUGUGUGUAUUUGUUUGCCAAAUUACACUGGAUUACUUUGUGACGAAGAAAUUAAUAAACGAGAGUAUGAAGUUCCGUCUUUUGAUGGCAAAAGUUACGUGAGAAUGACUAGAUUAAAGGGAUAUCAUCAGUUUAGCAUUGAAGUUGAGUUCAAGACUUAUGCAGAUAACGGCAUCAUUCUUUACAACCAACAGAAGAAUGAUGGAACUGGAGAUUUUGUUUCCUUGGCAAUCGUGAAUGGAUACGUGCAAUUUCGGUAUAAUCUCGGAAAUGGACCAGUGAUAUUAACAUCAUCUGAAAAAGUAACGAUGAAAAACUAUCACCGAGUUGCAGCUAAACGAUAUCACAAAGAUGGAGUUCUAAUUUUUAAUGAAGGAGAUGAUAUAGCCGGGCAAAGCCAGGGAAUGCUGAAAUAUUUAGACCUCAAUCAAGAUACAUUUGUUGGUAACGUGCCAACAAAUUACAGCCGAGUUUACAAGAAUAUUGGAACCAGCCAAGGGCUUUUAGGGUGCAUUCGUGAGCUAAAAGUCAAUGGAUUCCUUAUAGAUCUUCAUAUAGGUCAGGCCAAAAAUGUAUUGGAGACUUAUCGGGUUAAAGAAUGUCGAGAGAAUGCCUGCGCCAAUUUACCUUGCCAAAAUGGCGCCACGUGUCAGCCAAUCUUCGAAGAAGAUCUCUGCAAUGACAGAGAAUGUCAAUCACCAGUAAAACGAAGUAGAGUCAAGAAGAAAGGGAAUCAUAAUAACGGAAUCCAAGUUGUAAAAUGUAAAGGACCCAGCUGUAAAAUGGUAAAACGUAAACAAAAGCAGAAGAGAUCACAGAAACAGAAGAAGAAAUCAAAAAAACGAUGUGCUGGUCCUGAGUGUGAUUAUGAUUACGAUUUAGAUUAUGAUGCAACUUAUGAGCACGAUAAUUAUGCAGUUGCUACUUACGAACCUCCGACAUAUAAAUGCAUUUGUCCACCUCAGUUUACUGGAUUUAAUUGUGAAGAAUCAUUAGACCCUUGUCUGGGAGAACCCUGUCAAAAUGGUGCCACUUGUGAUAUUCUUCCUCAAGGUGGAUACGUCUGUAAAUGUCCUCCUGGAAGAACAGGAGAGCACUGUGAAAUCCUCGAUGCUGAGCUUACAGAAUUUUUAAUUCCACAGUUUAACGAAGAUGGAUUUCUUGAACUUCCUUGCCUUGAAGGAAUCGCUAAAGCAUUUUCUAUCGAACUUUGGUUUCUUACUCGUGCUCGAGAUGGCUUACUUCUUUAUAAUGGACAACUUAGCAACGGUCGAGGAGACUUUAUUAGUCUCAAUUUAGUUCACGGUAAUUUGGAAUUUCGAUUUAAUCUGGGAAGUGGGAUAGCAAACAUCACGUCUCCUGAUCCUGUCAGUCUUGACACUUGGCACGUCGUCAGAAUCGGCAGACUUGGUCGAGAAGGACUUCUUCAGUUAGACGCCGGAACUAUCGCUCGAGGUUUUUCUGGCAGUCCAUUGACUGAAUUAAAUUUAGAGAUGCCACUAUAUAUAGGUGGUAUGAAACAUUGGCGAGAAGUUCAUAAACUAGCAGGAGCUCAUACUGGACUCAUUGGAGCAGUUCAAAGGCUAAUGGUCAAUGGUAAAACUUACCAGAAUCUCGCCGUCAACUACACUCAACAUAACACGGAUAUCUAUGAUGGCUUACCAUGUCCCAGCAAUGAGAAUCCUUGUCAUAACGGUGGAAUCUGUUUACCACUUUUGAACAGCUACCUUUGUAAAUGUGCUAGUGGUUACAACGGUUUGCAUUGCGAGUUCUUCAUGGGAUACGACGUUUCAGGCGGAGAAAUAUCAGAUCAACCUGUAAAAUUUAAUGGUGACAAUUUUCUGCAAUUUAAACACCGUUAUGGAAGAAGCACUAACAAUACUUUCUCUACUAACACAUCUGUUUCGGAGUAUUAUGAUGACUCUUACUCUGAUUACGAAUUUGAAGAGGAAGAUGAUUUUAAUUAUGAAGAUUAUGAUUAUACAGAACGUAAGGGCCAGCAGUCAAAUAAAUUCGAGCUUAGUCUUCGCACGACCAAUUUAGACGGGAUGAUCGCAUGGAUUGGACGUGGAAAAAUCGAAUAUCUUACAUUAUCUUUACACGAGGGAUAUGUAGUUCUCACCUAUAAAGGAAGGAAUGAUCAAAUAACUCUGAGGAGUAGAGAAAAAGUCAAUGAUGGUAUAUUUCACCACAUCAAAGCUGCCCGACGUCGAAAGGCAACGAUAAUCCAGAUAGAUGAUGAAAACCCAGUAAAAGUAUUGACGGAAACGAGUCUUCUAACAACCAAUGGGAAAUUAUUUGUUGGCGGAAAGCCUGGUCAUAAAGGAAUCAAGGGUUGCGUGACCGACUUUAUUGUUGAUAGACGAAGAUUGCGUUUAGCGAGACGGAAGAUCGAAUCUUGUCAUGAUAAUGAUGUAUGAUAGUGAGCUUUUUACAUUAUGGAUAUGGAUAUCAACAUGAUAACGUUAAAUAUUUCAAAGACUAUAGUUGACACAUCGUCUAUCACAUAUUCUUUGAGAGUACAAUCGACAUUUUCAAGAAAGAGGUAAUAUAAGUUCUACUAAGAAGAUUGUUAUCAUGAAAAUGGAGAAAAGUUUUAUUUAACAAAUUAUUUAAAUCAUAAAAAAGAUAAAUGAAAUACACGAAUAAAUAAAAUAUUUAAUAAAGUAAUCAGCGAUGUUUAUGAAAAAGUGUGUGGAGAUAGAAAUAAAAUAUAAGUGCUACAUUUUCAUCGAAGGACAAUAAUAUAUUUUUAAGCUAAAAGCCGCGAUAGGCGAUAUAAAUAAAAAAUAAAUGUUUAAAACAAUGAAUAAAUAUUAUUGAUAGAUAAAUGAUUAUUCAUAAUUAAUGAUAAUUAAAAAUGAAGAUAGUAAACGUUUGUGCAUUGUGAAUCAUAAAAUACCUUUGAUGCAAAAAAAUGUCCCACAAGAAACUCUGUUUCUUUUCAGCACAAAUCGUUAAAUUAGCACACUUAUAAUAUUAAUUAAUUAUUCCAAGACUGAUUAAUACUGAACAAAUUGAUUAAAUCGGUGUUAUGUUUGGGUGUUACGGUAGAGAGAUUUAAUAAUUGUGGAUUUUCAAAUACAUGUAUUUUUAAGGACUGUUGAUUUAUGCCAGUAGAUCACAUCAUUUAAUGUAGUCAAGGCUUUUUAUAAAUCCGCCAGAAAUAGAAGAGCAUAUAAAACGAUGAUAUUAUAGUAUAUAAAAGUAAAAAAUACAUAAUACAUUCCAUUAAAUGGAUAUCACGAAAGAAAAACCUAUAUAUAUAUAAAUAAAUAUACAUAAAUAUAUAUGAGUCGUGUACGUAUGUACGUGCAAUAAAAAAGAAUAAUACUAAUAAUAAGUAUAAUGGAUAGCAAUUAACUGUAUCACGUGUAUAACGAAUUAAUUGAUGAAAUGAAAGCAUGUGUGAUUUGCAUGAACGUGCGAAAAAUGUCACGAUGAAUAUACUUCACCAAGUGUGUAAAUAACUGCAAUGUUUAGUCACCAUUAGCGAGAAAUAUUGCGAAAAAUUUUCGACCUAAUAAUCGUUAAUAACGACCUAACUCAACAAAUGGGCCUUUUAAUAUUGUUUACGGCUUAAUUUAAACUCCAACUGUUCUUCCUUCAGCACAAAUAAUCUUCUCGAAUGAUUCUCUAUUAUCACAUCUGCUUACAGAGUGUAAAAACAUAAUUAAUUCAUUAAUUAAUAUGAAAGUAUCAUUUUCGAGCGCACGAUGUUAAUUAUUUUUUAUUUUUUUAACUAAUAAAUACUCACGGUGCGCAUUGGCUUCGACUUUCAAUCUACAUAGAUUAUAAAUAAUGUAUAAUAAUCUCUUAUGAGAAGCUUGCUAUCUAAUGUGAAAUCAUUCUUUUCGAUGAAAAAAAAACUGAACCACACACGUCUUGCCAUUGGAAAUUUCUAAAACGUAAAAAAUUAUAAAAGACUCAAUCUAUGGAAUAUUGUUAGUUCCAUACUCUACUGCACAAACUUUUACAUAAUAAGUUAUUUUGUUUCUAAGUUCUAAUGUAUUCAUUCUAUAAAGUACUUAGUUUUGUAUUAUCAUGGAAAUUUUUACCAAGAGUUAUGACUUAUUUUUAUUAAUUAAGGUGUAUUUAAGUGUACAAAUGAAUUAUUAAUGCUAAUGAUAUUGGUAAAAAUUCUCUUGUACUAAUAUCAAUGAACCAAUUGAUGACUUAUUAAUAAUAUGAAAUUGUUUGAAUGAAUUUAAUUUCAUAUGACAAAUUUGAAUAAAAAAAGCCGUCGAAAGCAAUUUUACAUAUCUAAUUUUAAGAUAAAAUUUUUUGGGAUCUUUAUUUCCCAACAUUUAUUACGUAUCUAUCACAUAUCGGAUAAAAUACUUCAAACAUAUCGUCCAGUAACAUUGGUUUCUGAAAAUUGGAAAAAUAACGCUGGAGUGAAGAUAAUAGAUAUAAUAAACUAAUGAUACUCCAGUAUUUAUUUUAAUUAAUACUUAAAUAGUUAAUGAUUCAUCUGUAAUGUCUAAAUUGUAAAAUGAAUCACUGUAAUUUGUUCAAAGCGUGUGUGUUUAUCAUUUCUUUACUAAAGCUUACCUCUAGACUAAAUAAAAGUUGUCAAGGCUAGCCGUAAAAAUACCCAUCGUGAAAGUCUGUUCUACACAUUCUGAAAAAAUAUUGUUAUCUGCUGAAAUAAAGUACAAUUUUACCCUCCCAUUUAUUUAAUUUUCCAUGGGGAUGUUUUGCUCUUCUCCUCAAUGAGUAAAAGGGAAACAAGAAAGUGGAAAAGAAGAGAGAAAGAGAUAAAAUUAUUGACCUUUAUAAACUCCAAGUCCGAUUUGAGCUUCACUCCUUUGAUAUAAAGAUGAAAAUAAUGAAAGAAAAUUUUUUUAAAAACAAAGACCAUGAGCAUCUUUUAAAUCCCAAUUAAAAGAUGCCUUCGCGCGAAGUUAGAAUGGAUAAGAGUAAGAUUGUACCAAUAAAAUAUCGCGAUUGUGAUUGAUUUUACUGGGUUAUAACUGCCAAUUUCUAGAUAGAAAAUAAUUAUCACGUGGUUGAAUAUUUUUUGAAUAUUGAAAAUUUAAGAAUUUAAGGUAAUCUACACCUAGACCUUAAUUAAGUUACUCGCGCGAGGGUUUUCCACUUAAUUAAGUUUUUUACAUUCAUACUAUUUUACCAUAACUACUAUGUUCAAAAUCUAUUGGAGCUAUAUUAUGUAAUAAAAAUGCGCAAUGUAAAGUGACUGUAUAUAAAUAUAUAAAU